UCCUACCUCCAUUAUUAUUGUCUUUCGAUUUGAUUUAAUUAAUUCAUCCAGAAAAUGAACCCCACCCACAUUCAAAACAAUCUUACAAAUAAACACAUGAAUCGCAUGUCGUAAAUGGGAAAUUACACUGUUACAACAGAAAAUGGGAAAGAACCUGACUUCUCCUUAUAAAUAUAUAUAUAAGCGGCGGCAUAGGGGAUGAGCUACAAAGUAAGCGCUCUCUCUCUCUCUCUUGAAAACAUGCAAGCGCAGGGCACCCAUGGGAAGUUUCAAGCUGAGGUCGAAUGGUCCACCGGUUUCUGCGACUGCUUCUCCGAUUGCUCCAACUGUUGCAUCACUUGCUGGUGUCCUUGCAUUACAUUCGGCCAAGUUGCUGAGAUUUUGGAUCGAGGAUCCACAUCAUGUGGAACGAGCGGAGCUCUGUACGCACUGAUAGAGGUGUUCACAGGAUGCGGAUGCCUCUACUCAUGCGUGUAUAGGACGAAGAUGAGGAGACAAUACAACAUCAAAGGCGAUGACUGCGGAGAUUGCUUCAAACAUUUCUGCUGCGAACUCUGCGCCCUCACCCAACUGUAUCGCGAACUCAAGACCCGCGGCUUCGAUGUUCCUCUCGGAUGGCAGGGGAACGUAGAGCGGCAGAAUCCGGGCAUUGCGAUGGGGGCACCUGUCAUUGACGCCGGCAUGACUCGUUAAUUAAACUCAAAAGGGCAUUGUGUAUGUGUUAAAAUCAAAAGGGGAUAUGCUCCCCCCGUGUUUAAAUCACAACGAUAAUCAUUCCAUUGUAACUUUCCUUUUAUGUAUUCUCCUCAUUAUCCGCAAUUAAAUAAAGAUAUAUUACACUC
This is a messenger RNA of Tarenaya hassleriana, 842 nucleotides long. RefSeq names its product protein PLANT CADMIUM RESISTANCE 2. The transcript is spliced from 4 exons. The coding region runs from base 199 to 693 and encodes 164 amino acids. The record is from RefSeq and is a predicted model, not a curated record. Lineage: Eukaryota; Viridiplantae; Streptophyta; Magnoliopsida; Brassicales; Cleomaceae.